AAAACCUCAAGGCAAACAUCACCCAUACUUUUCCCCAUUACUAGUCUGUUUCUAAACUUGUCCGAUUUAAUUAUUGUCAUGUCUGAUCAAAUUGCUCCAGUUGAUCCAAAUGUCGAUCCUUAUGGAUACUUGGGCAUUAUUCCUAACACUGAUGGCUCUAUCACACGUUCGCAAAUUCCAACUCGUCCAUUUUCCACCACUAUUAUUGAUAAUGAUUCCUCUAUCGUAUACAUGAAAGAUCUUGUUAUUAACCCCACUAAAGGCACAAUGGCUCGUAUUAUCAUCCCUCGUGAGGUACUAAACUCGGAAAAUAAACUUCCUCUUGUAGUAUAUUUUCAUGGUGGAGGAUUUGUAAUGGCAAUUACGGUAGACACACCAAUCUUACAAAAGUUUUGUGCAACACUCGCAGCCAAAAUUCCUGCAAUAAUUGUAUCGGUCGAUUAUCGAUACGCCCCUGAAAAUCGACUCCCAGCAGCGUACGAUGAUUGCAUGGAAUCGUUGCAUUGGAUCAAAAAUACCCCUAAUGAGUUGUUGAAAACAUAUGCCGAUUUUUCAAAGUGUUUUCUAUUGGGCACUAGUUCUGGUGGCAACAUAGCGUACCACGUAGGACUACGUGUAGCUGGAGUUAGUGAAUACCUUAAGCCUUUAGAAAUCAAAGGGUUGAUUUUAUAUCAUAGUCUUUUUGGCGGGAAUGAAAGGACAAAAUUGGAAUUAAGAUUAGCUCGCGAUAAGAUGUUGCCCCUUAAUGUGAGUGACAUAAUGUGGGAGCUAGGGUUGCCUAUUGGUAGUGAUCACGAUCAUCCAUAUUGUAAUCCAAUGGUGGAGAUUCUAUCAAAUGAAGAUUUGUUUGAUCAAGUGAAAACACAAGGUUGGAAGAUUUUGAUGAUUGACUGUGAUGGUAAUCCUUUGAUCGAUCGACAAAUUGAGGUUUCGAAGAUGUUGAAGGAAAAAGGGGUGCAAGUUGUGGAUUGUUUUAGUGAAGGAGGGUUUCAUGGCUGUGAGUAUUUUGAUGGCAUGAAGUUAAAGGAAUUGACCCUUGUUGUAAAGGAGUUUCUGAGAGCUUGAUGAAAGCAUUUGUGGCAAGUGAUCUUUUAUUUGAUGAAAUAUUUGUAACAAUUAUGAAAAUAAAAGUCCACUUUUAGAGCUAUAAGUUGUGAA
Solanum dulcamara is the source of this 1158-nucleotide messenger RNA. Its product is annotated as carboxylesterase 1-like. The transcript has a single exon. The coding region runs from base 79 to 1065 and encodes 328 amino acids. Gene Ontology annotation, molecular function: hydrolase activity. The record is from RefSeq and is a predicted model, not a curated record. NCBI's taxonomy places the organism in Eukaryota, Viridiplantae, Streptophyta, Magnoliopsida, Solanales, Solanaceae.